Molecule: messenger RNA, 1179 nt
Organism: Kluyveromyces marxianus DMKU3-1042
Lineage: Eukaryota; Fungi; Ascomycota; Saccharomycetes; Saccharomycetales; Saccharomycetaceae
Gene: GAB1
Product: GPI-anchor transamidase subunit GAB1
Exons: 1
Coding region: 1-1179 (392 amino acids)
Biological process (GO): attachment of GPI anchor to protein; protein localization to cell surface
Cellular component (GO): membrane; GPI-anchor transamidase complex
Source: RefSeq, a predicted model, not a curated record
AUGGUAUCGCACGAAUGGGAGGUAAUAUGGGUAUGCCUUUUAUCUAGGUUAGCUGUGUCGUACCUCUUUCCGUCUUUGCAGCAGCAGUUGGACAGGACGGUGGAGUUUUCUACACCUGUCACCAGUUACAGAUCAUUGAAAGAGGGUGCCUAUUUGUUGGGGCAUCAAUUACCUGUUUAUAAUGGCGGUGUUGUGCACCACCCUCCAAUUUUAGUGUCCUUUAUGGCAUUUUUACAGCCAAUGGAGUUUCUAGUUCCGGUUUUAUUUGCUGCUAUGGACACACUAAUAGCGUGUCAACUAAUGAUAAUUGCGAGAAUAUAUCGUCGGCAGCUAAAAAUGGAUAGCUAUAUUCCUGGUAUCUUGUAUGUUUUGAACCCAAUGGUCUUACUCUCGUGUGUUUCGCAGUCAACGUCUCUUUUCGUCAAUUUAUCAAUUUGUUCGUCGUUAUUGUUUGCAAUACAAAAGAAGUCAUUGCUAUCAGCGAUAUUUAUCGCAUUUGCUGGUUACUUAUCUCCAUAUGCGUACUUACUUCUGAUUCCGUUGGCCAGUAUUUGUAGAUCAAAUUACGUCGGAGUAGUUCUGAAGAGCAUACUUAUUUCUAUUCUGUUGCAAUUGAUCAGUUUUGAGCUGAACAAUGGCAAUUGGAACUAUGUCACAUCCACAUAUUGGGCUAUGAUAACAUUUAGCAAGAUGACUCCAAAUUUAGGCUUGUGGUGGUACUUUUUCAUUGAGAUGUUUGAGUUUUUCAUUCCCUUCUUCAAAUCAGUAUUCAAUAUUUUCGUCGUUUCAUUCAUUCCCCCAUUCACCAUUAGAUUCUACGAACAACCUAUAUAUGCAUUCAUUUUGUGUUUGGGGUGGCUAACACUAACUAAGGGCUACCCAACUUUGGGUGAUGGUGGGUUUUUCUUAAGCUUUGUGCCAUUUUUCAAACCUCUUUUCGGCUACUUAAGAUACCCAGUUAUUUCAACGCUCUUAUUUAUCCAUGCAAUCAUCUUGUCCCCAACAUUUUAUUAUCUAUGGGUCGGACUGGGAUCAGGUAACAGUAACUUCUUCUAUGCUAUUUCAUUAGUUUAUGCUUUGGCAAUUGCAUCUGUGCUUGUCGACUUGGUAUGGGCGAUGCUAAGAAUUGAAUACGACUCUGGCAAACCUAAUCUAUCUUUGAAACUGACCCAGAUAUAA